Messenger RNA from Saprolegnia diclina VS20, 910 nucleotides. RefSeq lists its product as hypothetical. The record is from RefSeq and is a predicted model, not a curated record. NCBI's taxonomy places the organism in Eukaryota, Oomycota, Saprolegniomycetes, Saprolegniales, Saprolegniaceae. The coding region runs from base 239 to 820 and encodes 193 amino acids. The transcript has a single exon.
UCGGCGAGAUAUCUUUGUGCUCGUCGGAUGCGGCCAUCUUGCCACAGCGUUGACCGCUUUGCAGCUUGGGGCGCUGCUACGAGAAGGCGUCCUACAUCGCGCUGGUUAUGUCAAUACCAAACUCAAACUCAACAAAUAGAUCGGAGCGAGCUAUAAAUAGCCCGUUGAUGACAAAAGGGCAAGAUGGCGGGUCGCACCGGCCAACUCGGCGACCGACUAUUCACAAAUUUGGCGGGAAAUGAGCGCAGACCUCAAGUGUCAAUACAAGACGGGCAAGUGCUUCAAGGAGCGGACGCGGAAGCGCAAUGGCGAAGUUCACUCGCUCUGCGAAGAGCACCGGCUCAAGCAGAACACGAUCCAGCGCCGGAGCGACCGCAAGUACCAGUCGGUGCACGCUGUUCGACGGAAGGAGCGGUCCGAGCGAAAAGCGCUGCUAAAGAAGCAGGUCGCGAUUGCGCAGCAGUUGCUCAACCCGACGCUGCAUGUGCUCAACCCGCUGAGUCUCGUGCCCAUGGCUCUCUCGACGGCGCCAGUGUUGCCGUCGUACCCACUCGCCUUUAGCAGUCCUCUCUGCACCAAGCCUAGCGAUGAUAGCAACAUCUCUCCUGUGCUUAGCGAGAUGUCCGGGCUCUUGCGCGGCAACAAGAUUGUGACCAAGUCCUUCGAGUGGGCAGACGCGGUGGCACCGAGCAGUAAAUUGCCGGCUCCAGCGCACAUCGUUCGACGCGACGUGUUUGCCAGCGCGCCGACCGAGACGCCACCCAACGAUGCGUGGACGGACGACGACGUGCAGUUGUUGCAGUCGAUCUUGCUCGUCUAGUACACUGUCGUGUGUAUAUCUUUAGUAAUACACAGUGCGUUAUUUACCAACGAUUUCACCUCAAAUCUAGAAGCUCGCAUACCUCAACCC